Messenger RNA from Cercospora beticola, 1908 nucleotides. RefSeq lists its product as uncharacterized. NCBI's taxonomy places the organism in Eukaryota, Fungi, Ascomycota, Dothideomycetes, Mycosphaerellales, Mycosphaerellaceae. Gene Ontology annotation, cellular component: membrane. Gene Ontology annotation, molecular function: amino acid transmembrane transporter activity. The record is from RefSeq and is a predicted model, not a curated record. Gene Ontology annotation, biological process: amino acid transmembrane transport.
UUCUUAACGAGCAAACAUCUCUUCUGCUUACGCAUGGUACGCUAGGACUGCUGGUCCUCGUUAUUGCACCAUGUCUGCUUUCAAGAACCUCGCUCAGAGGUCGCCCUUCAAGCGAACUGAUACGGGCGGUGUCGAGAAGUCUGAUAUCAAGGAUGUCACUGGUGUCACAGAACUUCCGACUUACGACAAUGGCGAUGCCGAACGUCGCGGCUCCGUCGCUUCGUACAAUAUCAGCGGUAUUCACGACGACACGCACCGAAAGCUCAAGCCUCGACACAUUCAGCUGAUUGGUAUUGGUGGCACAAUCGGUACUGCGCUUUAUGUCCAGAUUGGCAGGGGUCUGUUGAAUGGCGGGCCUGCCAGUCUGUUCAUUGCCUUCACUUUCUGGUGCUCCGUCGUCCUUGCUGUCACUCUCUGUCUGGCCGAAAUGGUGACUUAUCUCCCGAUCUCCUCACCCUUCAUUCGUUUCGCUGGUCGCUACGUGGACGAGGCCUUCGGGUUCGCUGCUGGCUGGAACUUCUUCGUUUUCGAGGCAAUCCUGGUACCUUUCGAGAUCACAGCAUGCGAUGUGAUUAUCCACUAUUGGUCGACAGCACUUCCAACAUGGGCCUUGGUUUUGAUCAUUAUUAUCCUGUACGGCCUCAUCAACCUGGUCAACGUCAAAUGGUAUGGCGAAGUCGAAUUCUGGGCUGCCCUUGGCAAAGUGCUUCUCAUCAUCGGCCUGAUCAUUUUCACCUUCAUCGUCAUGUUGGGAGGCAAUCCACUUGGCGACAGGUUUGGUUUCCGAUACUGGAACAAUCCUGGCUCGUUCAAGCCACUCUACACUGAGAUCGUGGGUCAAUCGAAUCUGGCAUACUUUCUCGGAUUUCUGCAAUGCCUCAUCCAGGCGUCCUUCGUCAUUGCUGGGCCAGACUACGUGUCAAUGUCGGCCGGAGAGGCCGAGAAUCCACGAAAGGUUAUGCCAAAGGCUUAUAAUGCUGUCUUCUACCGCUUGACCACCUUCUUCUGUCUCGGAGCUCUCUGUGUCGGAAUUCUGGUGCCUUACGAUGAUGAAGAGCUUACUGCUGCCUUCUCAAGCGGUCUUCCUGGUGCUGCAGCCUCGCCAUACGUUGUGGCUAUGAACCGCUUGAGAAUCGGAGUCUUGCCACACAUCGUCAACGCGCUUGUCUUGGCCUCCGCCUUCUCCGCUGGUAACUCAUACAUGUAUUGCGCUUCGCGUAGUCUCUUCGGUUUGGCCCUCGAAGGCAAGGCACCAAAGCUCUUCACCAGAACCAACCGCGUGGGUGUACCUUACAACUGCGUCAUUGCAGUCCUCUUGAUCUGUCUUCUGGCCUUCCUGUCUGUCAGUUCCGGCUCCGCCAAAGUCCUCAACUGGUUCGUCAGCUUGAUCACCGCCUCGCAAUUGAUCAACUUCGCUUUCAUGUGCUUCACGUUCUUGAUGUGGUACCGAGCACUCAAGGCGCAAGGCAUCGAUCGUAGAAGUCUGCCAUACAGAUCCAUCGGUCAACCAUACGUCGCCAUCUACGGACUCGCCUGGACUGCAGUCAUGUCCAUCGUUGGUGGCUACACUGUGUUCCUGCCAGGGUACUGGGAUGUGUCCACCUUUAUUUUCAGCUACUUCAUGGUCUUCCUCACUCCAGUGCUCUUUGUAUUCUGGAAGGUCAUCAAGAGGACCAAGUGGUACAAGCCUGAAGAGGUUGAUCUCAAGGGUGAAGUUGCCGAAAUUGAGGAGUACACCCGCAACUUCGUGCAGCAGCCAUACAAGAACAUUGGCGACAAGUGGUUCAAUAAGAUGUUCGGCGGAUAGAGAUCGCUGCCUUUGAAGCAACGAUGUAACGAAGUGGGAAAACCUAACGUCUUUACGAACGAUACCCAGUCAUACAAAGCAAUGAAAUACAAAUGAAGCAG